AGUAAGAGGAAGGGAGGGAGAAGAGAGGGAGGGAGCCUGGGAAGCGCUGGCUCCGCCAGUGGGCGUUUUCUGGCGGCCGGGGCUGGUGUGGAAGCGGCACUGCAGUGACUGUAUCUGCCUCUUUGCAGGCGAACGCGCACAUACGGGGCAAUAUUUGUUUCGCUCGAAGAAAAUACAGAUUGUUGCCGUUUUCUUGCUUUGAAUGCGAGGUGGGAGCAUGGGGAAAAGCGGACUUUAAAGGGGAUUGAAACCACUUGGCGGUCAGUAGCGCCCUGUCCCCUCUGGCCUAAAGGGGGAACGGAAAUGUGAGGAUUUUAUGAGGGCGGGGAGCCGGGGUGCGGAGGAAACACUGCCCGGGAGUUGCCGGAGGGAACGCAGGACCGAUCCGCGUUUGCCCCUUGUUUGGCUCCGUCCUUUUUCGGCUUCCCCUUUCGCUUUACUCCCGUAUCUCUGCUAGACGUCCUGCCUUAAACUACCGCGAAAGGGAGGGAAGAGCGGAAGCAUGUCCAACCCGGAGAAGCGGAUCUUAUCCCGCCCCUCGGCCCCCCUAGCUGCAGCACCCGGGGAAAAGCCCGGCUCCGGCUGCCGCCAGCUCCACUCCCAUGGCCAGAGCGGUGGAGGUGGAGGCAGCGGCGGGUCUCCUCCUCCUCCCCCCGCUCCUGGAGGCGACUCGGCUGCCUGCAGCUCCCUCUCUCUCCUCCUAACAACCACCAGCAGCAGUAGGAGCCGCGCUACAGGCACAGCCUCCUCCGCCGUCUUCGCCAGCAUCGUCUCUAGAGCGGCAGCGGCUCCUUUCCUCGUUCCAGUCCCCUCCUUCUCCUACGCUUCUCCAUCUUCUUUUUAUUUCUUGCCGCCGCCUCCUCGUUUCCCCUCCUCAUUUUCCUUUAACCUCACAAGUCUCCAAGGGAGGGAAGGAGGAGGAGAGGCAGCGAGAGCGGCAGGAGGAGGAGGAGGAGGUGGAGGAGGAGGAGGAAGAGAUGUUGGCGGAGCAGCAGCAGCAGCUCACUUGAUCGCCCAUCCAGGCGGCAGCGGCAGGAGGAGACUCUUCUGUUCUUCCUCCAUCCAGGGCUUGCUGCUCCGUUCCGCAGCCGGCGGCCCCCGGCAGCACCACUCCCGGCUCCUCCUCUCCCCAGCCGCCUCUCGCCCGUGGUCCUGCAAUUCCCUCGGUGCUGCAGCAGCAGCAGCAGCCCGCGGCGACGGGAUCCGAGGAGGCGACGGCCCCGGCGGGAGCAGGACUCCUAGGCGGCAGCAGCGGCAGAGAGGCGCCUUCUUCUCCUUCUCGUCUCCCCUGCUCCUAGGGCCAGACAUGGAAGAUGGAUCUAAUUCUGCAAGCUGCUUUAGGAGGUUUACGGACUGUUUCUUGAAUACAAGUUUAACAGAUGAAAAAGUGAAGGCGUAUCUUUCUCUUCACCCCCAGGUACUGGAUGAGUUUGUGUCAGAAAGUGUAAGUGCAGAAACUGUGGAAAAAUGGCUAAAAAGGAAAAAUAACAGACAAGAAGAUGAAACGGCUCCUAAAGAAGUCAGCAGGUACCAGGAUACGAAUAUGCAAGGCGUAGUGUACGAAUUAAACAGCUACAUAGAGCAGCGCCUGGAUACAGGAGGAGAUAACCAACUGCUUCUGUAUGAACUGAGCAGCAUCAUUAAAAUAGCUACAAAAGCUGAUGGAUUUGCACUAUAUUUCCUGGGAGAAUGCAAUAAUAGUCUGUGUGUAUUUACACCACCAGGAGCUAAAGAAGGACACCCACGACUCAUUCCUGCAGGGCCCAUUGCACAUGGCACUACUGUAUCUGCCUAUGUAGCCAGAUCCAGAAAAACGUUGUUAGUAGAAGAUAUUCUGGGGGAUGAGCGAUUUCCCAAAGGUACUGGACUGGAGUCGGGAACCCGUAUCCAAUCUGUUCUGUGUUUGCCAAUUGUCACAGCAAUUGGUGACCUGAUUGGUAUCCUGGAGCUUUACCGUCACUGGGGCAAAGAAGCCUUCCACCACAGUCACCAAGAGGUUGCAACAGCAAAUCUUGCAUGGGCUUCAGUAGCAAUACAUCAAGUACAAGUAAGUGUGUGCCGAGGCCUUGCCAAGCAGACUGAACUGAAUGACUUCUUGCUUGAUGUAUCGAAAACAUAUUUUGAUAAUAUAGUUGCAAUAGAUUCUCUACUUGAACAUAUAAUGAUAUAUGCAAAAAACCUGGUGAAUGCAGAUAGGUGUGCACUCUUCCAGGUUGACCACAAAAAUAAGGAGCUGUAUUCAGACCUUUUUGAUAUUGGAGAAGAAAAUGAUGGAAAACCUGUCUUCAAGAAGACCAAAGAAAUAAGAUUUUCUAUAGAAAAAGGAAUAGCUGGUCAAGUGGCAAGAACAGGAGAAGUCCUUAACAUCCCUGAUGCCUAUGCAGACCCACGCUUUAACAGAGAAGUAGACCUCUACACAGGCUACACAACCAGAAAUAUCCUGUGCAUGCCUAUCGUGAGCCGAGGAAGUGUAAUAGGUGUUGUGCAGAUGGUGAACAAAAUAAGUGGAAGUGCCUUCUCUAAAACUGAUGAGAACAACUUUAAAAUGUUUGCAGUCUUUUGUGCUUUAGCCUUACACUGUGCUAAUAUGUAUCACAGAAUUCGUCACUCAGAGUGUAUUUACCGUGUAACGAUGGAGAAGCUAUCUUACCACAGUGUUUGUACAGCAGAGGAGUGGCAAAACCUCAUGCACUGUACACUGCCUCCACAUAUUUAUAAAGAAAUUGAGCUAUACCAUUUUGAUAUCAGUCCAUAUGAAGAUGUUUGGCCUGCUAUUUUUGUCUAUAUGGUUCACCAGUCCUGUGGGACAGCAUGCUUUGAACUUGAAAAGCUGUGCCGAUUUACCAUGUCUGUAAAGAAGAACUAUCGCCGCGUGCCCUACCACAACUGGAAGCAUGCAGUUACCGUCGCCCAUUGCAUGUAUGCCAUACUGCAGAACAACCAGGGGCUUUUCACUGAUCUAGAGCGAAAGGGUCUUUUAGUUGCAUGCCUGUGUCAUGACCUGGAUCACAGAGGUUACAGCAACAGCUAUCUUCAGAAAUUUGAUCACCCCUUAGCUGCUCUCUACUCCACAUCAACGAUGGAACAGCACCACUUCUCACAGACUGUGUCCAUCCUGCAGCUGGAAGGGCACAAUGUCUUCUCCAAUCUGAGCUCCAGUGAAUAUGAGCAAGUACUUGAGAUCAUCCGGAAAGCCAUCAUUGCCACAGACCUUGCCCUGUAUUUUGGAAACAGAAAACAACUUGAAGAGCUGCAUCAGACGGGAGCAUUAAACCUUAAGAACCAAACACACAGAGAUAGAGUGAUUGGUCUGAUGAUGACAGCUUGUGAUCUGUGUUCUGUAACAAAGUUGUGGCCAGUUACCAGACUGACAGCCAAUGAUAUAUAUGCAGAGUUCUGGGCUGAGGGUGAUGAAAUGAAGAAAACAGGUAUUCAACCUAUUCCUAUGAUGGACAGAGAUAAGAAAGAUGAAGUCCCUCAGGGUCAGAUUGGGUUCUACAAUGCUGUAGCCAUCCCAUGUUACACCACCCUUGCACAGAUCUUUCCUCCAACUGGGCCACUACUCCGAGCAUGCAGGGACAAUCUUAACCAAUGGGAGAAAGUAACGAGAGGUGAGGAAGCCUCUAUAUGGAUUUCUUCUCAAUCCCUUGCUCCUGGGACCUCAGAUUCUCUUCCUGUGAAGAUUGAUGACUGAACAGCAGCCACAGAUGGCUUUAACCUGAAAAGCACCCCUUCUUGUUUUGGGGAUUGUUUUUUUGUUUUGUUUAAUUUUUAUUUGAAAAAAAAAAAAGGAAAAAGGAAAGCUGCGAAAUGCUAAGAAGUAGACCUGCCUAGCAAGGUAACACCCAUGGAGUUACCUCAGCUAAAUGACUCUGGCAGCCAAUCUCCUGACCUACACCAGUGACACAGCGUAAGCAGAGGGAAAAUGACAACCCAGAUGUUUUGGAGUCAGCUACCAAAAGAGAACUUACAACUUGUGAAUAUAAAAGACUGGCCUUAUCUCAUGGGCUACAUUGCUGAGGCCUUAAUUUAAAACUGAUGGGGGUGGGGGGGGAAUCUUAUGGGGUACUUCUAAAUUGUAUCUUUCUAGUAAGGGUUUCAAUGGUACUUUUAUUAUACCGUACUGUGGCUGGCUUUAACACCAGUGUCACUUGGGAGUUCUUGGCUAUAAAUAGAACAAUAUACCCAUUGCUAUUGUGAAUGUUUAUGUGUGAUCUACUUGUAAUCAGUUUGAACUCCAGCAGAAUCCUUGGAGACUAUAAUUUAUGCUUAGGUUACAGUGAAUUCUCUUGCUGCAAACUGAAGGAAAACCAACAUUCAGGUUAAAGUUUUAAAGUACUUCAUUAAGCAUCAUGAUGCCAAUUGUCUGUCACUCACAAGGGAAAUGUUGAUAGAACUAGUGAUGGUGCUUUGUUCUUUAGGAUGUUUUUUAAAACUAGACAAGUCCUCUCUUAAAACACUGGAAGUACUGGUUAAUUAUCUCCGAUAUAAGAGGGAGUUUCAGGUUGGAGUUUUUGUAUCCAUAGUAACAGAAAUAUCAGACAAAAUUUAAAUGUGACAGCAAAGAUUUCCUCGCCUAGCUCACAAUUAAGUAAAAUCAUUUUUAUUUCUACUUGCUGAGCUGUAUUUUAAAAGGUAUUGGAGACAUACCUGAAGUAUGCUAUCUGCUGGGAACAAAAGCCUUGUCAGAAAAGUCAGGUCUGAUAAGAGGGAUUGUGGUACCAUCACAAUAAUCAAAAAUGUUUUUUGUAUUGACUAGCUUUUGUGUUGCACAGUAACACUGCAUGUCUUCAACUGCUUUUGCCCCCCAUCCUAAGAUGAGUGAAAUUAGGAAACUUCUACAUUUGUCUGUUUGUUUUUUCCCCUAGUUAGAGAAAUUUCCAAGUUUAGAAAUGCCUUCCUUAGAGAAAGAAUAGCUGACUGAAGAAAAGUACACUAAAUGGUGUGUUUACAGUUCUGUGCUGACUUAGGCCUUAGCCUUACAAACUUAUGCACAGACUUACAUGUAAUACCACUCUUUUAAAUUUAGUGCAAUUGUACAGAAUAUGUUUCACAACACUUAAUUUGCCUUUGUCUUUCUCUUAAAAAUAAUGAGAAAAAAAUCUUCAUAGUGAUCCACACAGUAAGUGAGAACACAAUCUUUGCAUACCUUUCACAUACAGCCUAUGCUGCAUUAUGUGCUUUUUCACAGAUAAUGCACUCUUGUGGAGGUUCCGUGAUAACAUGGCCAUUGUGUAACUGCAACGAGUAAUGGUAGUGACCUAAAGACAGAACAUAGGUUCUCUUUUUCCAUCUCCUGUCUUUUGGGCUCUAUUGCUCUAAUAGGCAUGCCAGCUUUUGGGUUUCAUGUGAACAACUUGGCCUCUUGAGUUUUGCCUUCUGUUAUGGUCGAGCACAUGCCAGUAUCUGUUAGUGUACAGUGUGUGAUCUGUAGUCACAUAAUGUAUAAAUGCACCUAAGCCUUUGCUGUACAUAGAGAUCCCACAGGCUGAGAAUUAAAUAUGAAGUUAUCUUACUUGUAUGAUGCAUGUUACCUGGCAACAGGCCCAUUUUUUUUUUUAGGUUUUUUUUUUUUUUUUUUUUAGUUUGCCUUACCAAUUCUAAGUGCAGAAAUUCUUUGGUAAUCACAGCAAACUGGUUUGGAAUUGAAAAAGAGCCAACAGAAAAAAGAAAGAAAAAUAUGGCAGGAAACAGUUACAGCAAAGUAGAAUGAAUGAUAUCUUGUGCUGUGUCCUCUACUUUCCUCCUUAGCCAUUCUAUUUCAGCUAAAGAAUGGAGAUGCACUCUUUCGUCCACUAAGUACUUGAGACAGAAUCCACAUUUCCUAAUUUACAUGGAAAUUAUCUAAAUCUAUGCUGAAUACAGAAAUGCUUUUUGAAAUUCAGAUACCCCAAAAACUGGAUGGAAUAUUUUUCUUUGCAAGUUAAGUAUAUUUGCAUUAAAUAUAUUUGCUGUUAUUUUCCCUUUUUUUCCCCUUUACAUUUGAAAAUGCUGAUCUUAAAAGCAUUGCAAAAGUAUUCCUUAUCACACUAGAUUUGUGUGUAUGGAAAGCUUUUCACUAUCUUUUACUCACUGGCAUUAAAGAUGACUUCACUAGUUCUGUUUCCUGCCAUUAAAAAUGUUUGGCAGUAUCACACGCACUAUGUUAUGUUUUGAAGUUUGUAAGUACUGAUAGUGGGCACAUUUCCCUGGCAAAUUUGUCAAAUUGGCAAUAAGUUGUUCUAUUAAUGUCUCAAGUGAAUCAGCAACUGUUUCUAUUAUAGAACUAUCCAAACCACUUAAAAUAUAUGUUAGCUAUAGUAUAAUUUCUAUUAGAAUUUUAAAGAAUUGGCUCCAGUGGCUAUGAUUUGGUUUAAUUUCCUGGUGUGUAAAAGGAGAAAGAUAAUGACAAAAUAUUACUCCUUGUUAGGACCUAGACCAAAAAAAAGUAGUCAUCAUGAACUGUUUUAUUUAAGCAAAUGUAGUCUGUCUCAGGAUUUACAGAGUACAGAUUCAUAUGUGUAAAUAUUUUGAAAGAAAAAUACUUGUACCUGCUCUUCGAAAGUCAAACCCACCAAAAGGUAGAACUUUGGAGCUGCAUUUGAAUUUCAUGGAUCAAAGACAUGUUGAGAUUUAAUUGUUUAAAGUUCUGGACUCAAACUCACAAUUGAUUAAGAUCUAGGUUUGUAAAACAUCUGACUCAUUAAGGUAAAUUGUCAAAAGUCAUUCCUCCUUGCAUUUUUAUCGUACUAGAACUCAUCUUGCCCAAAAGAAUGUAUAAAAAGCACAACAGAUCUUUCCUUUCCAAGAAAUGUUGGAUUUUGUAUUCCUAGAAUUGCAUUUUUCUUGAUAAUAAUUCCAGCUGCAUUUCCCUCCUCCAUCUAGUAAAGGUAGAACACUGUUUGAAGCUGUAACUGAGCAUUUCUAGUACAUUAUGAAAAUGUGCCUGAAAGGUAUGCAUUAAGUGAGAAAAAUAGUUGACAGAGCGUGUUACUCAUCUGAGAUGUUGCAUAUUUUAUUACAGCAUGACCAAUUCCAUUGUUACAAUCAAUUUAUGAAUUUUGUAUGGUUUUGCAAUAUUCUACUGUAAUGGUUCAACUCAUGGCAGUCAUUUUUUUUCUAUAAGUAAUCAUUGGAGAAAUGAAGCAGGGUUUUUUAGCUGGAGUAUAUGAUCAAGCAUAUUGAAUUGGAGGGGACAUUCAGAGUGGAAUUAAUCUUUUUAUGUGACAACAGAUUUCUUUCCUGCGUGUAAACUUAAAACAGUGUGAUCAGUUUGCUGUGACUGCACUUAGAGCACAUAGUAUUAAAAUUGUAAGAGUAGCAAAAAGCACUAUUCAUGUUAAAAAUAGAGAUUAUUAGAUGCUCAAAUCAAUCAUGACCCUCUUGAAAUAAUGCAUUUGCCUCAAACACUGUGAUAUUGGACCAGUUCUGUGAAGUGGAACAAUUAAUUUAUUCAUUCUAAACACAGAAAAGGCUUUCUGCACACUGCUACAAAGAAGUUAAUGUUCAAACUUUAGGUUCUAUAUCCCAAUCUAGCAAAGGCACAUCAUAACUUUUGUUUGCUUUCUGACCAAAAACUGUGCUCGAUUGUAAUACGGGUGUAUACUCUGACAAAUAAACCUAAAAUAAUGGACUGCUUUCUAGGGUAGAUCAAACUGAUUUGUAGAGUAGUUUCAUAAAUAUUCCAAAUUCAGGUCGGGCUGUUAUGUGGAGAAGAAAGAACUUCAAGGUAACAACAUUCAACUUUACUACAUUUAGUGAGCUGAAAAAUUUGUUUUAUAUAUAUAUAUAUUUACACACACAUAUAUAUAUAUAUAUGAUACAUAUAAACUAUCUUUGUAAAAAUAUGCAAGUGCAAUAAUUUAAAGAGGUCUUAACUUUGCAUUUAUAAAUUAUAAAUACUGUACAUGGUGUGUAAUUUUUUUCAUGUAUUCAUUUGCAGUCUUUGUAUUUAAAAAACAAACCUAAACCUUUACUAUUACGUUUGUACAAUAGAACAGUAAGCAUUUAUUAUGAUAUAGUUAAGUUGUAAAUAAAUUCACAAACCAAACAGCCA
Molecule: messenger RNA, 8035 nt
Organism: Motacilla alba alba
Lineage: Eukaryota; Metazoa; Chordata; Aves; Passeriformes; Motacillidae
Gene: PDE10A
Product: phosphodiesterase 10A
Exons: 22
Coding region: 503-3694 (1063 amino acids)
Biological process (GO): signal transduction; negative regulation of receptor guanylyl cyclase signaling pathway
Molecular function (GO): 3',5'-cGMP-stimulated cyclic-nucleotide phosphodiesterase activity; protein binding
Source: RefSeq, a predicted model, not a curated record